Messenger RNA from Mercenaria mercenaria, 4392 nucleotides. RefSeq lists its product as uncharacterized. The coding region runs from base 546 to 1337 and encodes 263 amino acids. The record is from RefSeq and is a predicted model, not a curated record. Gene Ontology annotation, molecular function: protein binding. Lineage: Eukaryota; Metazoa; Mollusca; Bivalvia; Venerida; Veneridae. The transcript is spliced from 5 exons. Gene Ontology annotation, biological process: regulation of apoptotic process.
UGCAAAACAACUUUUAUUUUGGGACUCGAACUGCUUUCUGCAGAAUAAACUGUCCUCUCUUGUAUAAGAACAGUUUACCGUGUAACUUUAUCAUUCUUCGUAUGUCAUGCUUUUAUCAGUAAAAUUAAGUUUAUACAUGCCCAAUACUUUUUCGAUUUAUGAUCACUUUAUAAUAUAAGGUGACAGAAUACAUUCACAGGAUAGAGAUACCUAUAUUUAAUUAGGUGGGUUAAAUGCAUAACUUUCGUCAUCAAGUCUAAAUGUGGUACAAAAUGUACUAGUUUUGCUUUAUCUUGAGAUGAUCAAACACAGAAAAUGACAUCAGCAUGUAAUUUUGGAAUUUUUCGAUGUGGUUUUUAAUCGUCACGAAUAUGUGCUACAGGCUAUUACCAAAGGGCUGUGUUAAGCUUAAGCUGAAAAAGAACGUUUUGUAACUUGUUAUUCAUAGUAUUGUCACAUUCAUUUUUUUAUGUUUUAAACAAUAAGAAAGCUAUACCAUUGAUCAAACAAUCUACAACUAGCUCGUCAAAGUGCAGAUAGAGUAAAUGGAUCAGUGUGAGCUAAGGAAUCCUCCGGAGAGUUAUGCUUUUAAUAAUCUUAUUCAAGACUUUUGUGAAGCUAUGGAUGAAAACGACGUUAGAAAAGUGAAAAGGCGUUUUCAAGAUAUAUUACCUGAGAGAAUUCAAAAUGGUCAAGAAUUAGUAGACGCUCUCAUAGAGAAUGCUUAUAUUUCUGACCGCAAUAUCGUUUACCUACAACAGAUAGUGCGGAUCCUGAAAAAAGAGGACUUACUGACAAAAACAAUUCAGUAUGCUAAUAAACAGAGAGAGAAAGUACUGCAUUUUCAUGUAUCGUCAACAAAGUUACGGCCUGGGUAUACGCUUAUUAAGAUCCAUGUUGAAGGUCACACGUACAAUACAGAAGGAGAUCUUCAGAGACUACGGCAAACUAUUUCUGACAUAGUUCUUGUACCUCUUGAAGACAUAUCUGUGAUCAGCAUGGAAACAACCAAAAGCCUUCUGAUUACAUUCAUGCUUCCAGAAUUGUACGUGAAAGUUCUUCACGCAUUUCUUGAUACGGAGAAAUUUCAUUUAUUUCAACCCCUAAUUCGACUAGGAGUAGAUGAGAUUAUAGUAUCUGGUGAAUCCUACAAUAUAAAGCUAGGUCUUACACCACCUUUGAUUACUACAAUUUCGGACAGUAGUGGAGGUGCUUUUUCUGGACUGCCAACAAUUGAUACGUGGUAUCGGAAGAUUAAGACCAUAUUUUCAUAUCCUUUCAACAUGCCGGCGAGAAAUAGAGAAAUCGGCAACCAGGACAACGGCCUUAGAAAAUAGAAAGCAUUGCUAAACAAGAGUUCAUAUACAUGACUAGAUGUAGACAGCCUUGAGAGUAAAGGAUUAGAUAAAAAGCUGGACCCUUAUGCCAAUGACUCUCAAGACGAUAAUUGUUGAAAUGCCCUAAAUACUUAGCGAAAGAUAAUUCAUGUUAUUAUCAAACGCCGAAACAAAUGCUUUUGACAUUCUUUAGAGAGGAUCUAUGCAUUACUAAAGAAGAGGUCGUCAGACUUCGAUCGUUAUUUGUCAAUGUAAUGAGAAUAUAUCCCAGAAAUUUUAAUAAGCCCAGGACAUUAGCUAAAACUUAAAACAUAAUAUAAUAAUCGUAUUUUAAUAAACCUAGGACAUUAGAAGUAUGAGUCCGCUAAAACUGAAAACAUAAUUUAAUACUCAUAUUUUAAGAAGCCGAGGACAUUAUAGAAGUAUUAUUAUUUCGAUCUAUUAAAGAUAGGUCAGUAGUAGAUAAGGCUACUUGUGAAAAGCCAGAAACUUAGUCAAUCAAAAGGUUUUCUUGUACAUGUAGCUAACCUGUUUUAAUUGUAGAUAAAAAGGACUGGUCAAAAUGUUUUCUUUUGAUUAAAAGAGAAAAUGUUCUCUGAAACUAGUGAAUUGUUUAUUAUACGUCAAUGCAGGAUAAGUGAAAGGCUUUAAUAAUAUGUUGUAUAUACUAAAAUUUAAUGGCAAUAGUUAGGGUGAAGGCAAAUGUUUAGUUUUUGUUUUUUUCUGUUAUUAUUUUUGUUCUAUCGAUAAACAUCUCCUAGCAUACUGAAGACAGACAUAAUUUAUAUAACACUUGAUAAAAUGUUAUAUAGCACCUUAUAGAAUUAAAGGUGUGUUAUGAAAUUUGCAUGAGAUGCAUUUUAUUUCGUUUCUGUCUAUUAGAAAACCAUUGUAGAACAUGGUUUCUUACCUUACAUAUUCUGAUAAUUGCUAAGUAUCAUUUGCAAGGAAUUGUCUAGCAAUAAAUUAGCAGCAUUUAAAGUAUGUCAUUUUAAGAGAACAAUGACUUAAAAUAAUGUUUGAACUUGUGAAGCUUACAACAAGUAAAUAAACUCGCUUAGAGUGGCCUUUGUCUGCUUUGACAAAAAAGGCAUCACGCGGUAUGAAGAUAAAGAAAUGGACAGGUUUAUUAUUCCGGUAUAUUGCUGUUGUUGUUGGGGUUUCCUGUCUUUAUGCGUGGUAUAAUAACUUUUGUUUGUUGUUGCUUCAAUUGUUAUAGACUUUAGUAAUUUUCUAUAAGGCAUUGACUUGCAAGAGGUUCUAGCAGAAAGGGUAGGGUAACAGGCGAUGGAUGCUGAAGAAGACAAGAAUCUUAUUGUGAAAUUCAAGUCAGCACGGUGAAGAAUAAAAGUGCAUAAAAGAAAUUUAUUUAUAUGGUGAAGGAUAUGCUUUAACAAACAUUACAUUUUAAACUAUGUUAUUUGAAAUUAUGUAUAUGUCGAACUUACAAGGAGGACUGAUAACUACCAUAUCAUAACAUCUAUAGACAUUCUUAGUGAUUGUUAUCUCUCACUCUCUCUCUCCGCAAGCAAUCAUUAUCUUUACAAAACUUUUACUAAUGAAACUGGAUUCUGCGUUGGACUAUGAAUGAACCUCUCUUUAAUAUCUGUUUUGUUCAAAAUGCCAAACAAUCCAUUCUCUGAGAUUUACAGCAUGAAGAGUAUCACAUUUAUACAACGAAGCAACAAUACAACGAUGUUAUGGUCCAACGAUGUUAUGGUACAUCGAAGUUAUGGUACAACGAUGUUAUGGUACAAUGACGUUAUGGUCAACGGUGAUAUGGUCUAACAAUGUUAUGGUACAACGAUGUUAUGGUACAACGAUGUCAUGGUCCAACGGUGUUAUGGUACAACAGUGCUGUGGUACAAUGGUGUGAUCGUACAACUGUGUGAUGGUACAACUGUGAUAUGGUACAACGGUGUCUCUGUACAACGGUGUCAUUGUACAACUGUGUAUGGUACAAAGGCGUUAUGGUACAAUGGUGUUAUGGAAAAAUGGUCAUAGCAAUGGUAACGCUACAACAUCCUGAUGUUAUGGUCAACAGUGUAUUGGUACAACAGUAGCCACAGUACAGCAGCACAUGGGUAGCUGCGCACGAUGAUUCCUUUCACUUGAAUCAUCCAGUGUUGACUACGCAAAUCUAAGUCAAUACUCUAUUACUCCAUGAUGUAACUCUUCUAACCACUAUCGUCUAACUGAUGUUCACCGAUGUCUCAGUGAUGUCCCACUAACAAACCACUAUCGCCUCAUUGAUAUUCACUGAUGUCUCCAUGAUGUCCCACUAGCGAACCACUAUCGCCUCCACGACGAUGAAACCUUAUUUGAAAUGCUUUAAAUGAAUUGUAUAUAAUCAUUGUUCAUUAUGAUAAGACUGUGAGAGAGAGGUGCGUUUCAUGUAAGGAUGCACAUGUUUAUUUAAUUUUGCACUGAUUUUAAAAAGAAAAGUGAUUCUCACUAUUAUUUUUCCAAGAAAGGGAGGAAAUAUUACACUAUGACUGUAUCGUUAUGGUAAUUAUUAAGAAGUUUUAAUAUUUUUAUCUAUUUUCUAAACUUGAAAUCAUAUUCAUUUUCUUUAAAGCAGCUCGACUAUAGUAAAGGCGAGACUAACCUUAGGGGUCAGCACUUUUAGAUAAAGUAUAGGAAAUGCCACAGUGGUAUCUAUUCGGCGUGCGGAUAUUUAUCACUAUUAUAAGAUGUUACUGGAUAGUUUACAUUAAAGAUACCUUGUUAGAAUAUAUUAUAUACUAAUUCCACUAAGGUGGCAUGAGAAAUGGUCAGCAGUUGACACAUCAUCUUUUACGGUUUUGCUACAUAACUCUGGUCUCCUCGACAGACCGCAGAGCGUCUUAGCUUCCGGACAUAGCUGUAAGAUAAUGGGUGUCUCUCAGUUUUGGCAUUUAAAAUUCUAAAUCAUUUUUUUUCAAAUUCAGUUUAGUUUCUGAACUAUGGAUAUAUUAAUUUAUAAAAAGAUAGAUUAUUAAUUUUAAAUGUGCAUCUAGAGAGAGAUCUUAAUAUGUAUUAAUUAAUUCAGGAUAAUUUCGGGCUUUGGGAUGAA